Molecule: messenger RNA, 2546 nt
Organism: Leopardus geoffroyi (Geoffroy's cat)
Lineage: Eukaryota; Metazoa; Chordata; Mammalia; Carnivora; Felidae
Gene: GOT2
Product: glutamic-oxaloacetic transaminase 2
Exons: 10
Coding region: 155-1447 (430 amino acids)
Biological process (GO): L-aspartate catabolic process; biosynthetic process
Cellular component (GO): mitochondrion
Molecular function (GO): pyridoxal phosphate binding; L-aspartate:2-oxoglutarate transaminase activity
Source: RefSeq, a predicted model, not a curated record
GCGCUGUAACGCGGCUCAGACCGGCGGGCGGCCGCUCUAGCCGCCCCCGGGAAGUCGCUGUCCUUACCUUCAGAAGCAGCCCGCGCCUCGGUGUGUGCGCCCGCUGGCCCUCCGCUCCGUCCUGCAGCUACCCACUGCCUUCUCGCCGCCCACCAUGGCCCUGCUGCACACCGGCCGCCUCCUGUCCGGGGUCGCUGCCGCUUUCCACCCGGGCCUCGCUGCCGCGGCUUCUGCCAGAGCCAGCUCCUGGUGGACCCAUGUGGAGAUGGGGCCCCCAGAUCCCAUCCUGGGAGUCACAGAAGCCUUUAAGAGAGACACCAACAGCAAAAAGAUGAAUCUGGGAGUUGGUGCCUACCGGGACGAUAAUGGAAAGCCUUAUGUGCUUCCUAGUGUCCGGAAGGCAGAGGCCCAGAUUGCUGCAAAAAAUUUGGACAAAGAAUACCUGCCCAUUGCAGGACUUGCUGAAUUUUGUAAGGCAUCUGCAGAACUAGCCCUGGGUGAGAACAAUGAAGUGUUGAAAAGUAGCCGGUAUGUCACCGUGCAGACCAUUUCUGGAACCGGGGCCUUGAGGAUUGGAGCCAGUUUUCUGCAAAGAUUUUUUAAGUUCAGCCGAGAUGUUUAUCUGCCCAAACCAUCCUGGGGAAAUCACACACCCAUCUUCAGGGACGCUGGCAUGCAGCUACACGGUUAUCGAUACUAUGACCCCAAGACAUGUGGCUUUGACUUCACAGGCGCUAUAGAGGACAUUUCGAAAAUGCCACAGCAAAGUGUUCUUCUCCUGCAUGCCUGUGCCCACAAUCCCACGGGAGUGGACCCUCGCCCUGAGCAGUGGAAGGAAAUAGCAACAGUGGUAAAGAAAAACAACCUCUUUGCAUUCUUUGACAUGGCCUACCAAGGCUUUGCCAGCGGUGAUGGUAACAAGGAUGCCUGGGCUGUACGUCACUUCAUUGAACAGGGCAUUAACGUUUGUCUCUGCCAAUCCUAUGCCAAGAACAUGGGCUUGUACGGUGAGCGUGUGGGAGCCUUCACUGUGGUCUGCAAAGAUGCUGAUGAAGCCAAAAGGGUGGAGUCACAGUUGAAGAUCUUGAUCCGUCCCAUGUAUUCCAACCCUCCAAUCAACGGGGCCCGGAUUGCCUCAACCAUCCUAACCAGCCCUGACCUGCGAAAACAAUGGUUGCAGGAAGUAAAAGGCAUGGCUGACCGCAUCAUUAGCAUGAGGACUCAGUUGGUCUCCAACCUCAAGAAGGAGGGCUCCUCCCACAACUGGCAGCACAUCACUGACCAGAUUGGCAUGUUUUGUUUCACAGGACUAAAGCCUGAACAGGUGGAGAGGCUGACCAAGGAAUUCUCCAUCUACAUGACAAAGGAUGGCCGCAUCUCUGUGGCAGGAGUCACCUCGGGCAACGUGGGCUACCUUGCCCACGCCAUUCACCAGGUCACCAAGUAAUUUCCCUGCUGAGAAAGAGCAAACAGCCUUCCUGUCUACAGCCUCUGCUGUUGUGAGAUUCACACAGAGGAAGGAGGAGGGCGGGUGGCGGUGAGCAGGUCAUUUCUUUUCAGCGACAGUACUUAACACUCAACCAUUGUGUUUCUCAGAGAAGAACAUGUAGUGAAAUAGGGCAGAGGCAUCUGUGGCUGGUGUCUGAAACUUUGUGGCUCAAAACCAAACUCCUGCUCAUGCUUUAACUCCAGCUGUUCCAAGAGUUUACAUGUACAAGAAAGCCCAAAAAAACCUGUCGAUCACGCCAUUGCAAUGUUUCUGAAGCUUUAACUGGAGCACCAUAUGGUGUUGGGGCACCUCUGCAGAUCCAGCACGAGAGUAGCACCUACAAGAGGUGUUGUGGGAAGACCUCAUUCUAACAUUAGCAGUCAGACCCGUGUCCUCCUGUGAUUGAGCAAGCUUAUCAACAGACCUUGUUCCAGAAAUCAUGUUUCAUGAAAACCAGCAAGUCUGCUGCCAUUGCAGCGAAGAAAAUAAAAGAUACUGUUUCCUGUCUUAUUUAAGGGGGGAAAAAAGGCCCUUCUUUUUAAUACUUUCAGGCAUUUUAAUGUUCCUCUCUUCUCUCUUAUCAUUGCUGUUCUUUUCCUUACGCACAGAGAUCUAUAACUAGCCUAGAUUUUCACCCUCUUCUCUUGCUCAAUUGAUCAUCAACCCCAUCCUAUAGGAUUUACUUAUUUGAAGAAUGAAGAACAUAUUUUACCGUUCAUCCCAUACCCUCACCUUUCUCAUCAGAGAAUAGCAGAGAGUAAGUCACUGCACUUGAUUUUCGUGUCCUCUUCAAUGAUGGUCUCCUGUCGAGGUGUCGCCUCUGCCCAGUUGGACCCCUCACUUCAUCCAGUGCGGUCGUGCAGUCUCUCAUCUCACAUCAUGAGCAGGCCAUGCAGGGCAGACCAGGAAAGAGGAUAUCUGGGCUUUGGUUUUAACCUUUGUGUGCUGCCAGCUAGGCUCAGGCUUCACCCUCUGGAAAGAAAACCGCCAUCUGCUCCGAUCACGUAGACUUCUUGCAGCCUGGUUUCUCUGUUUAAAAUAAAGAUACUGUAGACCC